CCGCCCGGCGGUGCGGGGCGCGUCCCGGCGGGGGCGGCAGCGGCGGGGCCGGUCCCUCCCGAGCGGAGCCGAGAGGAGCCGAGCGGGACCCUCCCGCCGCCCGUCCCGCUGUUGACAAGCGGCGGCGGGGGCAGCGCAGCGGCCGUGGUCAUCCUCAUGUGGCGGACGCUGGCCCUCGCCUCCGCCUUCUUCCCGGGGCUCUUCGUCCUCUGCAUCCGGUUGCUGCGCUGGGCCGCCCCGGGAUGGAGCCUCAAGGACCGCAUCCUCCUCAGCGGCAGGUUGGUGUCGACGGUCCAAGCCACGAUGGCCACAGUGUCAGGGAUCACGGUUGUCCGUAACUGCAAGGAUGUGGUGUAUGACAGGCACUGGCUGGCCGUGGAGUACAUCUGGGUCCUUGUUCCCUACAUGACCUAUGACAUUUAUGUCAUGUACCUCUGCCACUGGCACAAGAGCCUGGACAGGGGAAUCGUGGAGAAGAAGCACUCGCUGGCCAGCGUGUGGAGCUUCCUGCUGCAGGAGCGGCUGAUGGUGACCCACCACCUCUUCAUCCUCAUCGUGCUCACCCCCAUCACACAGCACUUCAGGGGAGAGCUGGGGGACUUCUUCGUGGGCUGCAUCUUCAUGGCAGAGCUGAGCACACCUUUUGUAUCGCUGGGCAAAAUCCUCAUGCAGCUCAAAAUGCAGGACACGCUCCUGCACAAGGUGAACGGGAUCCUCAUCCUGGUGACCUUCUUCCUCUGCCGCAUUCUCCUCUUCCCCUUCAUGUACGCGGCCUACGCCCGGCAGGUGGGAAUCCCUGUUUACAUGGUGCCUUUCCGCAUCCCCCUGCACUGCAACAUCGCCAACGCCUCCCUCAUCGCCCCCCAGCUCUACUGGUUCAGGCUCAUCUGCCGCAAGGCCGCUCGCCUCUACGGCAGCUCGCCCGCCGACAAGAGCAGAUAACGGCCGGCGCGGGGCUGGAAAAGGGUCGGCUCCCCCCGGCUCUUCCACCUUCACUGCGGGGACCAGCGUGGGAGCAGAGCAGCGGGAGCAGUGAUCCCGCUGGGCUGUGUUAGCUGGAGCAGCCUCACACCAUCCUGUGCCAGGCAGCACCAGCCUGGGAAGGCUUUCCUCCCACUCUGCUCCAGUGCCUUGUGUCCUCCCACCCGUGGGAGCCGGGGUAGGAGCCAGCCUGUAAGCACGACAUUCCUGCUGGGAUUCAACGCCGUGGCUCUGAACGGUCACACGAGAGGGGUUUGUUACAACCCCCCCCGCCGCGUCCUUCGGGGCUGACACCAGACACCGCGGCAGCGAGCGCCGUGCGAGGGAGCCCGCAGCGCUGAAGGCAGCAGUGGAGCUGUUGCUGGAGCGUGCCCAGCCUCAUGCAGCAGCACUGGGGACACGGGAGCCAUGUACUGGACCUGCUGCAGCCCCAACUCGCUGCUCCAGCUCUGGGUCAACCUCCAGCUGAGAGCAGAGCCAGGCCGGGGGCUGCAGUGGUUCUGCAGAGCCUGUUCCUGACCACUUCACUACAGCCGUGUUCAGCCUCUUACCUCCCAUGUGCACCUCCUGCUGCUGCUGGACUCAAACCCCACUUAACCCAAAGGUGCUUUUUCACUAUAACUGAUGUCCGUGGCUGGUGGUCCCAGGGUUGGAGGUUCCGGUGUUCCCAGCAGGGCUGGAGGAGAGAGAAGCUUGUGCCAGGACAGAGGAAUGGUUAUGCUGUUUCCCGGUAAUGCUGGCAGAGCAGAGCACCCAUGGCUGAACAGCAGGAUGGGGACAAGCGACUGCUAGGCCCUUGUCUCACCAACACAUGGGGCACUAUGUAGAGCCCUUCAUCAGCAGGGGGUGCAACUUCCAUCCUCUUCCCCACCUUCAGUUGUUUUUCUGUCCCACACCCCCCCCAGUGGGUAUUUAAAAUCCUCUGCCCUGCUCUCCCACCAGCACCCCGUGUCCAUCCCUCCUGCCCCUCUCAGUGCAUAAGGAACCAGCACUCCCAGAGCAGGGCACUGAGCUGCACCCAGCCCAUUUCCACCUUCAGUCUCAGCAGAAUGGAUACAGGCUUCCCAGCACCACGGGGUUCACAAGCCUUGCAGGUGGAUGUCAGUAACAGCUCAGUUCCUUCCCUGCAGCCAGCACAAGCCAGGGCAGCCACCUCCUUUCUGCAGCCCUCUCAGCUUGCCUGGGGGUCUCCUGCUCCAGGGCAGGUACUGCACCAGCAUGGCCUUGGCAGCCCCCCAUGCCCAGAGACCUGUAACCACUCUGUGCCUUUCACUCUGCCUAAAACAACAGCAGAGCUCUGGGAGACCUGGUUCUCUUGGGUCUGAUCCUGUCCCUGCCAUGGCUGUAUUCUGGAAAGAGUAAAAUAAAGGGCCUCUUCCAACAUGCGGUCAGUUAUUGCACAAACACUACGGUUACAUUAAUGACCGAGGCCAGCUGAUGUUAUAAACCGCUUGCAACCUCUUACAGAUGUUUUUAUCUCGCUGUUUUAACUGCAAGUAACGCGCCUUAUGUAAGGACAGAAACAGAAAGCCAACGAGGCAUCUCUGUUUGCACUAACACCACCCUAUUCACUGUCAGGAGACCAAUAAAGAUUUCCUUUCUGAGUCACACCA
Pezoporus occidentalis (night parrot) is the source of this 2594-nucleotide messenger RNA. It is a transcript of the gene TLCD3A, whose product is annotated as TLC domain containing 3A. Gene Ontology annotation, biological process: lipid homeostasis. Bases 157 to 942 code for a protein of 261 amino acids. The transcript is spliced from 5 exons. The record is from RefSeq and is a predicted model, not a curated record. NCBI's taxonomy places the organism in Eukaryota, Metazoa, Chordata, Aves, Psittaciformes, Psittacidae. Gene Ontology annotation, cellular component: endoplasmic reticulum; membrane.